Messenger RNA from Pichia membranifaciens NRRL Y-2026, 1740 nucleotides. RefSeq lists its product as hypothetical. The coding region runs from base 19 to 1659 and encodes 546 amino acids. Gene Ontology annotation, biological process: methionyl-tRNA aminoacylation. NCBI's taxonomy places the organism in Eukaryota, Fungi, Ascomycota, Pichiomycetes, Pichiales, Pichiaceae. The transcript has a single exon. Gene Ontology annotation, molecular function: ATP binding; methionine-tRNA ligase activity. The record is from RefSeq and is a predicted model, not a curated record.
CCACACAACGGAUAUACCAUGAAGCCGUUAAAUCUAAAGACAAUUUACACGACAACUCCGAUCUUCUAUGUCAACGCAAAACCACAUUUGGGCCAUUUCUACUCCAUGACUCUUGCGGAUGUGAGGAACAGAUGGUGUAAGCUGAACAAAAAAGACACCUUUUUCACCACAGGAACGGACGAGCAUGGCCUGAAGGUGCAGAAUGCUGCACAGGCAGCGAAUGUCGAUCCAAAGCUCUUUUGUGAUAAUUUGGCUGCCAAGUUCAAAGAGCUGGCCGUGGUAGGUAACAUAAAAUACAAUAGAUUUAUAAGAACCACCGACCCGGACCAUUAUGCGGCAGUGAAUCAUUUCUGGAACGUCGUCAACAAAAACAACUUUAUCUACAAAGGAAGACACAGUGGGUGGUAUUCUGUUUCGGAUGAAACGUUUUAUGCCGAAACCGAUAUUGAAGAAUCCACUGAUGAGAAGACUGGUGAAAAAAUAAUGAUUUCAAAGGAAACUUCAAGUACCGUCCUUUAUCAAUCAGAAGAUAACUACUUCUUCAGGCUUUCUGCGUUCCAGAAACAGCUCUUACAGUAUCUGAAAGAAAACCCGGAUUUCAUACAGCCCAGAAAAUAUUAUGACUUUAUAGUAAACGAAUUGGAGACAAGAGAGCUUACUGACUUGUCGAUUUCAAGACUCUCAUCACGCUUACAAUGGGGAAUUCCUGUCCCCAAUGAUGAUUCACAAAGGAUAUACGUCUGGUUCGAUGCGUUGAUAAAUUAUUUGACCUCGGAGGGGUACCCGACAGCAGCCGAAAUGCCAAGACCUACACAUCUUAUUGGUAAGGAUAUCAUCAAAUUUCAUUGUAUAUAUUGGCCUGCAUUUUUGCUGGCUGCAGGACUGCAAAUGCCUAAGCAAGUUUUUAUUCAUGGUCAUUGGUUGAUGGGAGGUCGUAAAAUGAGUAAGUCGAGAGGAAAUGUGGCUGAUCCAAUCGAGAUCGCCGAUCGCUAUGAUGCAGAUUCUUUGAGACUUUUUAUGAUGAGAUAUUCCGUUUUAGACACAGAUGGCGACUAUAACGAGGAAAGAUUAAACACUUUGAGGAGCGAGUUCAUUGAUAAGUUCUGCAAUUUGAUGAUGCGUUCAUUGUCAAAAAACUUCAAAAUAGAAAGAGCGUUGGAAAGACUUCAACAUGAAAGCUUGGAAUCUUUGUGUUCAAAACUAGAUGAACCUCAGUUUCAGAAAAGUCUUGAAUCUAUCAGAAAAGACAUCAACUGUUUGAAAAUAGACAUCGAUGAUGACAUUACCAAUUUCAACAUGCAUAAAGCUCUGUCUAAAAUUUUCAGCACCGCUCCUAUGAUAAAUGGGCUUUUUGAUUCAUAUGAACCAUGGACAUUAAAGGUAAAAUCGUCAGACGCUGAAAACGAUAAAGAAUCGAAAACGCUCAAACAAGAUCUGAUAAUUUUCACUGCUCUUGAUUCUUUGAGAGUUAUUUUGAUUUUGUUAGAACCCUUCAUACCCCAAUAUUCGGCUUUGCUUCUUGAUAGACUGAGAGUUGACAAAGAAAAAAGAACUAUUGACUAUGCAGAGAUCGGGAAGGACUUGACAUACGGUAAGGACGCAAUAUUCAAGAAGGGAAGUACUGUUCCUUUAGCGAAGAUCGAGUUUUCCCAAAAGUAAAUUCGUAGAAUAAAUUAAUAGAGUAAAACUUGUACAUAUCUUGUUAUUUAGCAACUAAAUCUUACAAGUUCGCAUUUCAGU